AUGGGGUGUGGGUUUAAUUGCAAUCGUGAUAGUUGUUAUUGGAAACCCGGGAUGAACCCUACGACUGGGACCCUCCUGGAUCUGCACCCAAACGGACCAACGAUGGCGACUCAGGAGAAGAGUGAAGUGAUUCAACCACCAACUGCAGUAGACAAGCAAUUAGAAAGUUACUCAUACACUAAUUGGGCAGGGAAGAUACAAGAACAGUACCAGAAAGUCAAAGAGAAUGCAGAAACCUACCCCUAUGUUUGGGGUUCGUAUACUGUUGUAUACGGGGGAUUUGGGCUCUGGUUUGCCUAUAGAUGGCGAAGGCUCCGCAAAACAGAAGACCGAGUCAGAGUCCUUCAAGACAGACUUCGCAAACUUGUGCAAGCUGAAGAGUCCACAAGUUCAUCUAUAACCAAAGCACCCUCAUCUUGUGAUAAAUCAACUAGAUAGUUUGUGUUUCUCUUUUCAUUCAAGUUGUGUUUUUAUACAUUUUGCUGAAAAAAUGAGUUACCAAUGACUGCACUUGGUCACAAAA
This is a messenger RNA of Solanum stenotomum, 523 nucleotides long. RefSeq lists its product as uncharacterized. The record is from RefSeq and is a predicted model, not a curated record. Lineage: Eukaryota; Viridiplantae; Streptophyta; Magnoliopsida; Solanales; Solanaceae.